Molecule: messenger RNA, 2520 nt
Organism: Gongylonema pulchrum
Lineage: Eukaryota; Metazoa; Nematoda; Chromadorea; Rhabditida; Gongylonematidae
Source: the annotation of a GenBank genome assembly
AUGGCGAGUUCGAAACCACAUAUUCAGAGCAGCCUGGAUCUACUGAGGGCUGAAAUGCGGAAGACGGCGAGGCAAGACCGGGAACAAGCGAGCGAGUAUAUCGUAUCUACAGGUACUGCAUUUUUGAGCAGCUUAAUUGGCGAAUAUUCAACACCUGUGAUGCCACCAGACCACUGUGAACCAAUGUACCAGACGACAAUUGUGGCAGACGAGCAGUGUUGGACUUUUUCCAUUCAGCACAUCGUCACAUCUCUACAAAUGUCUGGCGUUGAGAUACACGAGAAGAGUACGGCAGAGGAUUCGGUCAGUCGUUACGGAUGCACGAAUGGUAGCUGGUUACGUCGGAUUACGUCGACAACCGGAUUAGUUUGUCAUCUACAGAAACCUGCGGUGACAGCGACGUAUGCCGAGCUACUGCGGAAGUUAUGUACUCCGCUGGGCAGCGCAGGAGGAACUUAUGCAUCGAUGAUAAACAAACCCGCACAUACUAAUUUUGGUAACUUGGAAUUUUUUACGGAGCUGCUCGCGCAGCUGAGCAGCUGCUGGAUGGAAGACGCCGCUCUGGUACGUGCUCUGUUGAUCGCAGACGCUUGCGCGCCGUUGCGCCAGCUGCUAGCUGACCCAAUUUGGCCAAAAAUAGCAUGCGAUGGAGAUGUCAUCAACGUGGAACAGGAGACAAUGGAUACACCAAUCGGACCAUUUAAUCAGGUGAGAGUUAAAAUCGCAGCAGUAACGUUGGACACCUGGGCGAAGAUGAGAAACGGAACUUGUUCCGGUCCGGCCGAAUGGGAUCCCGGACAUUGGGGUCGCAACGUGGCUAUUAUUCCAAUUGAAACGUGCAUGCUGCAAAACGAGUCGACUUGGAUCUACCUACUGGCAUUCAUAACAACACGUCUGUGGAAUGGUCUACAUCUCUACAAUACUACAAUUAGACCAAACACUAAGCUUAGUGCUGAAAAUCCAUUAGUGGAAUACGUUGUGGCUAAGUGCAAGCCGUUAGCGACGAACGUGGUGGUUGAUGGUCCCAGCCGCAUUUUGCUUGUUCUUACAAAUGUUACAUCCAGUCUGGGUCUUCACGAGACGUACGUAGUGGACACCCGUAUCCCUGUGUGGAAUCCAUCGCAAGCUCGUGAAGUACAAAUACACUGGCCUGACGCAUGGUCGUACCUGAUGAAGUACACGGCCACUGGAUCAAGUGUGCAACGGGCUUUGUACUUGGUUGCGGAGGCAGCGCGCAACCUGGAUUUGGGUUUUUGUUCAAACCCGGCUAUGUCAUUCCCGGUUUAUGCAAUGCGACUUAAGCCCGACCUCUUGCCUGCACUGCCAGGGGUCAAGUUUAUUAACAGUAACUGGGGAGACGCCAGUACUGAUAUUCGCGCGGCGAUUAUCACAAUUAAUGCCCACAAUGUAUAUCCACAUGGCUUCCAUCCGUCUUUGUGGGUGAAUUAUAAGAUUACCGAUGAGGGGACGCGGGAUAUUCUCACGCUUACGUCCGUAGACGGCAGUGACAUUAGUUGCAGAUGUCACCAUUCCUCCCCUGACAUGCUUAUAGCUCGGUUUCUUGGGUUAAUUGCAUCUGGGCCAACAAUCAGCUUUAGCCAUGUAAGCGCUGUGCAUGAAAACAUAUCCGCAAUCGCAGCCUUCCAGUGUGUGGGCACUGCAUGGAUGCAAGCGGCGGCAGGCGUUUCAUGGGUCACUUGGGCCCUAAAGGAUAUACAAGAAGGUUAUCAGAUGUGUGAUUAUAUCGUGGACGAAAUGAUCGACGAAGCUACCGUGCAUCAUGUUGCGCGUGUUGAUCCAGGAGAAACAUGGGCCAAUUACGUGAUUUCUUGUUUCGGCGUCGACAAUCGCACAUCAUCAACACUUUUGAGCUGGUGGGCGAUAAAAUACAUCAUGCAAAAAAUGAAUUAUUUCAUUCCAGCCCAGAUUCAAAAGAGACAACUUCACGUAGGACAUCAGUUGCGUAUCGGCUUAUAUUUUAACAGUUCAUCCGAAUGGCAAGCACUUCAGCGAGCUACCAGCUGCAUUACAGUGCACUACGGCGUCCCAGUGUACGCCACAAACAGUUCAGAGUUCGGCAUAGCAUCGGAGUUCCUCCUGUUAUCAACCUGUAACGUACCGGACACAAACACGGAUGACGUACACAUGGAAGAAACUUGGUCCAGUCCUUGGUGGGACUGGUUGUUAACAGGUGUGAAGGCGGCCAAUUUGCAUAUUUUCGACGACAAUUUACCAGCCCCUUUGCGUUCUUUUUUAUACGAACGCAGCAAUCUGACAUCGACGCUUGAGAAGCAGGAGGCUUCGGAGUACGGCGCGCAAAUGUCCGCCCAGCAUAUAACAUCAGCGGAAAUGCAGACGAAGACGGCGGAUAGAGAGGCAUUGCAUGAAGCCGAAAAGGGCCCAAUCGAGCCAUGUGGUACUGUGGAUCCUCGACUAAGUGCACAUCAGCGAUUGCAUGAACUGACGAAGUUUGUCGGGAAUAGUUUGGAUUGUGAACGCUUUAUCCAGGGCAGCUACUAA